AGAAGUAGAGGUAUCAAGCAAUGGACAACAGCUUCCCCAUUAAUCAGAGAUGGAAGCUUUGCACAUUUACAAGCUUGACGAGCAUCAUUAUCCUAGUGUUAUUGCUUGGUCAAGACCAUGGGACCCUGAACUUUUUGACUUUUCGAAGCUCGACCUCGACCUCGACCUCGUCGGUGGCAUCAUCAUUCAAUCUCGUAGACUCUUAUGUUGCAGCUAACAUUCAGUUGCGGUCCAAUGAUUCUUCACUUCUAAGUGAGGAUGAUAAGCAUGAGAAGAAAAGCUGCAACAUCUUUGAUGGCAAAUGGGUUUAUGAUCCUAAGGCAAGUCCUCUCUAUGAUCAAACAAAGUGUCCAUUUCUUAGUGACCAAGUUAGCUGCCGAAGGAACGGCCGACACGAUUCCGACUAUGAGAAGUUGAACUGGGAAGCCACUGGGUGCAAGAUUCCCAGGUUUAAUAGCAAAGACAUGUUAGAGAAACUCAGAGGAAAGAGAGUGAUCAUAGUUGGGGACUCACUUAACAGAAACCAAUGGGAAUCUCUUGCUUGUCUUCUCUACUCUGCUUUACCUCCCUCACAGGUCCAUGUUGAUGUAAAAAUUGGCAGCUACAAAGUCUUCAGAGCAAAGGAUUACAACUGUUCUGUGGAGUUUUUCUGGAGCCCGUUUCUGGUGGAACUAAAAGUCGACCAGGAAAAUGGUGCCAGAAUACUGAAGCUUGACAAACUCUCGGCUAUGUCGCAUAAGUGGCGUGGUGCACAUAUUAUGGUGUUCAACACUGGUCAUUGGUGGGUGCAUCAGGGGAAGUUACAGGCGUGGGACUACUUUCAUUAUGAUGGGAAGAUGGUAGAAACAAUGGAGAUGGAGUUGGCACUUGAGGCAGCCAUGAAAACCUGGUCAAAUUGGAUUGAUCAGAAUGUGGAUACCAAUAAAACCAUGGUUUUCUUUAGAAGUAUAUCACCAGAACAUAAGGGGAAGCAGUGGUGCUACAAUGAAACCCAACCCAUCUCAGAUGAGUCCUACCAAGCGAUUUUCCCUGAGCCAUUAAUUGAAGUUGUUGAGAGAACAAUACAGAGAAUGAAAACCCCGGUACGGUAUUUGAACAUAACAAAGCUAUCCCAGUAUCGAAGAGAUGCGCAUCCAUCGGUUUAUGCAAAAAAGCUAGGCAAGCUAUCCCUAGCAAUGAAACAGAGAAAAGAAGAGAUCAUUGCUGAUUGCAGCCAUUGGUGUUUGCCUGGUUUGCCUGAUACUUGGAACAGGCUCUUGUAUACUAACAUUGUAUCAAACUUCUCCUAAUAGUACUUGUGAAACCAUUGUUAUCCAUGACUGGAGGUUGAGACUUGAGAGUGGAGAUUCAUCACUAUGCCUCUUCACUAGUUUUAACUACUUUUCGCCAGCUUCUGUGGCCA
Momordica charantia (bitter melon) is the source of this 1402-nucleotide messenger RNA. RefSeq names its product protein trichome birefringence-like 42. The record is from RefSeq and is a predicted model, not a curated record. NCBI's taxonomy places the organism in Eukaryota, Viridiplantae, Streptophyta, Magnoliopsida, Cucurbitales, Cucurbitaceae. Gene Ontology annotation, cellular component: Golgi apparatus. Gene Ontology annotation, molecular function: O-acetyltransferase activity.